AUGCACCGUGGCCGCUUCAACUACUCAAAGCAGUUACAGUCACAGAAAAAGGUUAAGUGCAGCGACAUGACUACACCACCAUUACCCACGGCAAAAGCCAUGAACAUCGUAGGAGCGGCGGCGACUGCGGCGGGAGCUCAGAAAACGGUGCUGAUAACAGGGGUGAGCAGAGGUCUCGGCAAAGCCCUAGCAUUGGAAUUGGCCAAGCGCGGCCACACUGUAAUCGGCUGCUCCCGUUCUCAAGAGAAGCUCUCCGCUCUCCAAUCGGAGCUAUCCUCUGCCUCCUCUAUUUCUUCCGAUAGCAGCAAGAAUAUCAAUGAACACCUUGUUAUGAACGUCGACGUGAGGUCUAACAGCAGCGUUGAAGAGCUGGCACGCUCAGUGGUGGAAAAGAAGGCUUUUCCCGAUAUUAUAGUGAACAAUGCUGGCACAAUAAAUAGGAAUAAUAGAAUAUGGGAGGUUCCAAUGGAUGAAUUUGAUGCUGUCAUUGAUACUAAUAUCAAGGGGACAGCAAAUAUGUUGCGUCACUUCAUUCCCAUUAUGGCCGAGAAGAAGCAAGGGAUAAUUGUUAACAUGUCAUCUGGAUGGGGAAGAUCCGCUGCUGCCCAGGUAGCACCAUAUUGUGCUUCAAAAUGGGCAGUGGAAGGUUUGACAAGGGCAGCGGCGAAGGAGUUGCCACCUGGAAUGGCAAUGGUUUCGCUUAAUCCUGGGGUGAUAAACACUGAAAUGCUUCAGUCAUGCUUUGGCAGUUCAGCUGCUCUGUAUCAAACUCCCGAUUCAUGGGCUCCAAAGGCGGCUACAAUGAUUCUCAAUCUUACAUCUGCGGACAAUGGUGCGUCUCUCACUGUUUGA
Molecule: messenger RNA, 852 nt
Organism: Fraxinus pennsylvanica
Lineage: Eukaryota; Viridiplantae; Streptophyta; Magnoliopsida; Lamiales; Oleaceae
Source: the annotation of a GenBank genome assembly